Messenger RNA from Clupea harengus (Atlantic herring), 5264 nucleotides. RefSeq names its product ephrin-B1-like. Gene Ontology annotation, molecular function: ephrin receptor binding. The record is from RefSeq and is a predicted model, not a curated record. Lineage: Eukaryota; Metazoa; Chordata; Actinopteri; Clupeiformes; Clupeidae. Gene Ontology annotation, cellular component: plasma membrane. Gene Ontology annotation, biological process: ephrin receptor signaling pathway; axon guidance.
AGGCUUGUCCCCUGCCCGAGCAUCAGAUUACAGCAGCAGCCCUAUGCGAGGAGUGGCGCAAUCUCUGUGAGAUCCCAGUUAAUGCUCUCGCUCUGGGAUCGCUGGGAGAGCAAGGGCAGAAGAACAAGCACAUAGCCUAGCUUAAGCCGGAUCGCGAGUACUUUUUUUCUCUCCUCCUCCUCCGCACCUCCUGCCGGCUAAUGGAAGUUGCAGACAACCCCAUCAACAUCUGAGACCGAACCUGUGGUCAUCGCCCGCUCCCUGGGAAUACACUAUUUGCACCGGACACAUGGUGAGACAGAGAUGACCGCGGAGAAUAACUAUUUUUGAAAGCGUACUCUGUUGGAUAUUACCCAUAGGAAACCAAACAAGAUAAGGGUGAUUGACGUCUGCGUAGAAUGACCGUAUCCUACAUUGAUCAUGCACUUUCAUUCGUUUCAUGCGUAAAAUGAAUCUGGUGGAGUUGCGUGGAUGGCUGUUUGUCAGGACUGGCGAAAUGCAGCGACAGGUAAAGUAAAAGGAUUUAUUUUAGGCUAAUUGGACACGUUGUCUCCAAAAGGAAUUUGAGUUUGUAAAUCCGAGACCUGCAAUACCUGUUCCCGAAGCGCACCGUUUCCAGACUGACCAGCCGACACAGACAAUUGACAGAACUUGGCGAAAUGAACUCGUUUUGAAGCUACAGGUUCACUGGGAUUACGAAGCCUGCGUCCAACCCAAGACCGUGUAGUGUUUCGUCUCGUCUCCACAUCACGACGAGUUACACUUCAUAUACGGCAAAUCUACCGUUUUUGCAUUUCAGCCAAGGACAAGCUUUCCAAUACAAAGUCUGCAUGUAACUGGACAAAAGAUUAUGUAUCCGAUAUCGGUCGCACAUGCUCCCGAUUGAAAAGCCAUAGACUUCACCAGCCGAAACCGAUUAUCAAACAGACAUACAGCCGCUUUGAAAAACUGUACCGCGAUAUGAUGAGAAUGGCUGGACUCGGAUGUUGGAAAUAUUACCUUUGGAUUUGUAUUGUCAUAUGCAGAUUCGCGCUGCCAUUAGCCAAAUCCCUGGAAACAAUCAUUUGGAGCACACAAAAUCCCAAGUUCCAAAAUGCCAAGGGCCUGGUCAUCUACCCCGACAUCGGGGACAAGCUUGACAUCAUCUGCCCCAAGGCGGAAGAUGGACAGGCCUACGAGUUCUACAAGCUCUACCUGGUGAAGAAGGACCAGGCCGAGACUUGCAGCACGGUCCUGGACCCCAACGUGCUGGUGAACUGCAACAAGCCCGAGAAGGACAUCAAGUUCACCAUUAAGUUCCAGGAGUUCAGCCCCAACUACAUGGGCCUGGAGUUCAAGAGGAACUUCAACUACUACAUCACGUCCACCUCCAACGGCUCGCUGGAAGGUCUGGAGAACCGCGAGGGAGGAGUAUGCAAGACCCGUUCCAUGAAGGUCAUCAUGAAGGUCGGACAAGACCCUAAUGCCAUCCUGCCGGACCCAGUGAUGACGGAUCUCCCAGGGCUGGAGGCAGACGGUGGCUCCAUCCCGGCCAGCCGAGACGCAGACGCAGUUGCAGACGGCUCGCCAGACACAGGCAACACUGACUCGGUUAACCAGGACCGUAAGACCGGUGGCGGUGGCGGUGGUGGAGGCAGCAGCACUAGCAGUAGUAGCAGCGGCGGUGGAACCAGCGAGGGUUUCCUGGGCUCCAAGGUCGCCGUCUUCUCAGCCAUCGGCGCGGGCUGCGUCAUCUUCCUCGUCCUCAUCAUCUUCCUGGUGGUCCUUCUCAUCAAGGUGCGCAAGCGCGGGCGCAAGCCGUCUCAGCCGCGCCCCGCCCAGCUCACGCUCAGCACGCUCGCCAGCCCCAAGGGCUCGGCCGGCGUUGGGGGCGCCGGCUCCGAACCCAGCGACAUCAUCAUCCCGCUACGGACAGAGAACAACUACUGCCCGCACUACGAGAAGGUGAGCGGCGACUACGGACACCCCGUCUACAUCGUCCAGGAGAUGCCGCCGCAGAGCCCCGCCAACAUCUACUACAAGGUGUGAUGAAGAGUGUGUGUGUGUUUGGGUGGGGGUGGGGGGGGGGGAUCACGGGGGCGGCCAGGAAGGACAAAACUGGGGAUGCGAAGCGAUUCAGCCAGAGGAAGUGGCCCUGUAUGUGGAACCUUGAUGGACAUAAAGAAAAUACAGGGGGAGGAAGGAAGAAGAGGAGAGAGAGAGAGUGAAAACACGCUUGCCAUUUUGAAGUUUGCUCAAGGACCUCUGGUGAACCACACAUCUUUUUUUGCUGUUUCUUUGUUGUCGUUGUCGUUUUUUUUUUUUUUUUACAGCCUUGACCCUCCUUGACACUGCAAGGUUGAACUGAACAACAGAAGCGGGAAAGGGAAAGGGAAUUGAAUGAGAGAAGGAGACGGAGGGAGAGAUAGAUCUCUGAACUAUUAUUUGUUUUCUCUUUUUCCACCAAAAGUGUGGUGCUCAAGCCUCUUAGCCCUCGUCUUCUAGCUUCAUAACGUGUAAUGAUGGGGGGGGGGGGGGGGCAAGCAUUGUGAUGGGCAGGGGUGGGUGGUUGUUCUGGAGGGUAAGGAGGGCAGAGGGGGUUGUUACACCAUAAAGAGUCACCAGAGGUCCAUCAUAUGCCACUCAAAACCCCAGGAACAAAAGCAAACCACUUCCUGGGUUAGGCUUUAAAAAAAAAAAAAGAAAAAAAAAAAGAAAGAAAAGAAAACACACACACACAAGGAACACUAAAACAGCCUCAAGUCAGCGUACUGAACAGGAACAAGAAGACAGAAUAGAAGAGAAGAGAGACUGGCUUUUCUUUCCGUUCCCUUCCUCUUUUAAUCAAACAAAGCCGUGAAGUUGCAGGCUGCCCGUCAUAACACAGACCCUCUCUUUGCUCAGGUUACGGGGCACAGCUAGAUGACUGACUGUAGGCAUCUAUACCCUCCUCACGCUUGUGAUGUGAUUGCCUUACUGUUUCUCAAGGUCUCACUCUUUUUCCUCACAAAGUAUUAGUUUGAAGAAGAAAAAAAAAGACAAACAGUUGUAUUAGGUUAUUUUUUUGUAAGUAUGCGAUAUCUAAUUGUGAACAUUUCACUUCUUUCUCUUCAUUUUGUACCAUCAUCUCUCAUGUUGUUGUUCCUUGAAUGUUCUUCGGAUGUCUUUUUUUUUUUUUCGUGAUAAUUGUUCAAGGGGUUUCUCAUUAUAUUUGUGGACAUCUCAACAAACCCUCACACACACACACACACACACACACACACACAGAGACACAUGUGCCCUCACACGUAGACAAAACCAUACAGGUUUUUGGGGGUUUUGCAGGCUUGGCCAGACUCCCCCACCCCCUACACACACUAUGGUAUUUAUGAGUCAGAGACUUGCGUUUCACAAGGUGUUACUGAAUGCGAGCCCAGGCGUGCACGCGGUGGGAGAAAUGCGUUCGCUCCUGAAGCCCCUAUGGCUACAACCUCCUGUCCUUACGAGGAGAGAGGGAGCAUGAUGUGUAGCCAGAACUGAAGUUUCUGGCAGACUUAAUGGGCGCCAUUCAUUAAAAUUUCAGCACAGUAGGGCGGUUAUGACAGAUGACAUCGAAAAUUUGCAUUCGUUAAGGACACGUUGCACUCCAACCAAAACCUGAAACCAGGGUUAAAACAACUCCCCCUAGAAAGCCCUUCAGAAAAAGAAGACUUCGUAGCUUGCUCACAUUUAAUACCUGUGUGAAAUGUAAGAUUAUUUUUUAAAGAAUACUUUUUAAUAAAAAUUGUGUUGUAUUUAUAAUAGAUAAUAGUAGCCUACUAUUCUCCUUUUCUGCCGACGUGUGUUCAGUUCAGAGAGCGUUUUGGGGUAGUUAGACCCCUGGGAUAUACCCAGUAGCUCUGUGAGUGGAACUUUUUUUCUGGCAGACGAAAGAAGUGACACUUUUGACAGUUGCUCAGAUUUCUGUGUAAGCACUGUGGCGGCGAGGAAUUGUUGAGGAAAAUGUUGUUUGGCACGUCUCCGAGACACAAAAGACGUCAGAGGAAGAAAAAAAAAUUGAAUUACAGUAGUCUGACAUCUUAUCUUUUGAGUGUUAAUUGUGAAAAAAAAAUAGCACAUUUAUCUGUGACAGACAUGGCUUACAAGAACAACAAUCCUAUUCAAAGGCCUCAUUUUAUGAGCAAACUGCUUAUGACAGAGGGAAAAAACUCUUUUGAUUUAAUCAUUUUAAUUUCUUCAGCACUCAAGCGCUUGUGAUAAAAAUCACAUGCCUGUUGUUGGAAGUUUCUUUGCCAAUGCGUUUUUUUUUUUUUUUCCUUCCACUUUUCAUGUGCCCUAAAUAUGACCAUCUGGUUACUAGGUAACUAAGACCUUAUCCUUGUCAUCUGAAUUUCACAAACCACUUCAGCUCCUAAGCUCCGUGAUUUCAUAUUCUCAUGCACGGCUCAGGAGGAGAGCCCUCAGCGAGGUUGUGUUAGUUGUUUUUGGAGGAGGGGAACUGACAAUAAAUUAGCGGAGUGCUGUAUUCAAGGCCCUGACAGGGCUAGGCGAGAUGCCUCCUCUCUCCCAAGAGCGUAAGCCGAGUAAGAUAAGGACAGCUGGCUGCUCUCUCUUCUGAGGCAGAGUGCGAAAGUGAGUUUCCGUGCAUCCUUCACUUAAUCGGCGGCAGCAUGCUUGCGUGGCCUCUCUCUCCGAACGCCUGGGGAGAGCUCAGCGCUGAGGGUAGAACAGUUCUGCAGCAGAGGGGCAAACGGGUCAGGGAGAACUGGUCCCCGUAGAACCAUUGAAACACAUUGAGUCCAAAUCUAACACAGUGUUUUCUGUAUAUGUAUUUUGUUUCGUUUGUUUUGAAAGCAUUGACUCGUUGUGGAUUUGCAGUUGUGAUCUUUGUUAUUACAAUUACAAUCUGGCAAAAAACCUAAGGAGAAUGACACAUGUAUAUAUGUGGAUACGGUGAAAGUUUUUAAGAGCAUAAUUUCACUUGAGCCCUGUUUGUGAAACAAAUAUAAAGUCAAGAUUUUGUAUCGGCAAUUGUUUGUGUAAAUAGUUGUCUUUUUAAAUUACAUUUUGUAUAAAUUCUUGCAUUUUUGUUUAAUUUUGUUUUUGCUUUGUUUAUCAUUGUAGAUCAAAAAAGACAAAUACAGAAACACUUUCAGAGGUUGAUGCACAAUGACUUCGCAUGCAGAAAAUGACAAGUUUUUUGUAAAAGAUCACACUCUGUCCCUCCACAACACUGCAGUCCAAAUCUAUUGAGUCAUUUUCACUUUUUAUGACAAUAAAUUAAUAUCACAUCUCUGAAAAGAAAA